This is a messenger RNA of Epithele typhae, 1107 nucleotides long. RefSeq names its product syntaxin. The coding region runs from base 1 to 1107 and encodes 368 amino acids. The transcript has a single exon. Gene Ontology annotation, molecular function: phosphatidylinositol binding. The record is from RefSeq and is a predicted model, not a curated record. Gene Ontology annotation, cellular component: intracellular membrane-bounded organelle. NCBI's taxonomy places the organism in Eukaryota, Fungi, Basidiomycota, Agaricomycetes, Polyporales, Epitheliaceae.
AUGACGGCUAUCCAAGCGAUCCACAUCCGCGGCUGGCAAGACCGCCCCGAGCCCAAGCCGCACGUCGUCUUCCGGAUCGAGAUCCAAGCCUCGGUGCGCUCCUGGCAGAUGUGGCGGCGGUACUCCGAGUUCGCCGACCUGCACCUCGAGCUCACCAAGGCCUGCGGCGCGCCCCCGCCCGCCCCGCUCCCGCCGAAGCACGCCUUCUCCUUCCUGCGCUCGAGCACGGACCCGGCGCUGCUCGAGGCGCGCCGCGCCGGGCUCGAGCAGUACCUCCGCGCGAUCCUCGCCGCGCGCGACGACGUCUGGCGCGCCGCCUUCGCCUUCCGCGACUUCCUCGGCGUGCCCUCCAGCAAGCCCGACUACGCCGGCGGCGCGGCCGCGGACGCGGGCGACGGCGCGGGCAUGAGCGCCGCGGCGUGGCUCGAGGCGCACCAGGACGCGCAGACGCGCGUGCGCGACGUCCGCGCGGACAUCAACCGGCGCGACGCGCUCGCGGACGCGGGCGACGUCAACGGCGCGCACGGCGCGAACGUGCAGGCGAAGAAGCGCCUCGCGGGCGCGCUCCAGCGCGUCGGCGCGCUCGAGGCCGCGCUCCCUGUGCUCGCCGCGGCGUCGGGCAUGGCGCAGGGCGAGCUCCAGCGCCGCACGGACAUGGCCGCGCGCCUCCGCGACGACUGCGAACGGCUCGCGCGCAUCGUCACCGUCGCGCGCAUGACGGGGAGGGGGAUCGGGUCCGCGGCGGAGCGCAACCCGGCGGCGCAGGCGGACAGGGACGCGCUGCUCGGCUCGGGGUCGUCCCCCACCGGCGGGGGGAUGCCAGGAGGGUUCAGCAGGCCGGUGGCGAGGGUGUUUGGGCAGGCGGCGCCGCCGAAGGAGACGGAGCAGACGCGGCCGCUGGACAACCACGGGCUCGUGCAGCUGCAGCAGACGCAGAUGGACCAGCAGGACUCGCACCUCGCGCAGCUGUCGACGAUUCUGUCUAGGCAGAGGAUGCUCGGGCUGGCGAUCAACCAGGAGAUCCGGGAGCAGAACGAGGAGCUGGAUGACUUGACUAAUGAGGUGGACCGGGUGGGGGCAAGCUCACAGGUGCGAAGAGACAGUUGA